This is a messenger RNA of Talaromyces stipitatus ATCC 10500, 2934 nucleotides long. RefSeq lists its product as uncharacterized. Bases 1 to 2934 code for a protein of 977 amino acids. NCBI's taxonomy places the organism in Eukaryota, Fungi, Ascomycota, Eurotiomycetes, Eurotiales, Trichocomaceae. The transcript has 2 exons. The record is from RefSeq and is a predicted model, not a curated record.
AUGCACCGUAUUGAUGAGGGGGACCUAGGUUCAGUCAGAGGGAUGCUAUUUAAUUUCGUCAAACUCCAAGAAAAUGGCAGGGAAAGAAAACUCGUCACUCAGACGGAGUUUGAGGUGUGCGAGCUCCUCAACUGGAUGUGGCAGGCUACAAAUGCCGAUCCUAUUCUCACCCGUCAUAUUUCGACAGAUGUGCUUUCCAAAGCAAUUGAAAGAGCCGACUUUCUCGGAAUUUGUCGCAAUCGUCUGUGGAAUCAGGCUGUUGCUAGCGGUGAUGAAAAGCACCUUGCCAUCCUGAUGCAACUGACCGGUAAUGGUGAUAUAGAAGCUGAUGUCGCUACUAACCAAAGAUUCAAGCAUCUCAGGCAUGAAAGCUGUUCUGCUGAGUCAUGUCUAUUCAGCAACGUUGACAGUACAAAUGUCAAACAACUGCACAAAUGUCCGAGAGAAGACUGUGAGCUAUUGGAGUUUCCUUUGGAUGACUUGUUAUUGGAGACAACCACCGAACCCUACACAUGGUGGAUAGAAGAUGAUAAGCCAUACCUCACCACGGAGAUAGAGUACGUAGCAAUUUCUCACGUUUGGUCAGACGGUACUGGCGCUGGAGUACAGAAGGAUGGAUAUGUCAACUCGUGUCUAUUCAACUACUUCAAAGAAGUGGCCAUGGAAGUUGGAUGUAAAGCCAUUUGGUGGGAUACGAUCUCCCUCCCACGAAAAGGCGAGUUCCGAAAAAGGGCAAUUGGAAGGAUUAACCAAGAUUUUCUUUCCGCAAAGUGCACCGUGAUUCAUGACCAAUACCUAGUAAACUUUCCCUGGGUGGACGAUGGAACCCCUUGUUUAACCCUGACUCUAUCUUCAUGGUUCACGAGGGCUUGGAUAGCCUUAGAGCUACUCUAUUCUACCGACGUGAGAGUAAUCUUUCGUCAUCCAACUGAUCCAACGAGGAAGGUCAUCAAAAAGCUGGACACAGAGGUCAUCUUGGAAGGAAGUCUCUGUUCUCGUAAACAUUUCAUCGCAUCACGGUUGAUUGAUGAUCUUCGCCAUCAGCAGCUAAAUACUGUUUCAAGUAUACUCGAGGUCUUGAGAACAAGAAGUACUUCGAAGCCACACGACAUGAUAAUUAUUGCCGGUCUCCUGGUCGGUCAAAAACCUGACACUAGCCGGAUCGACAUGGCCGCAGAACUUACGCGAAGCAUUUUACGAGCUCUCCAAACGGUCGAAAGUUCGUUUUUGUUCCAUAGUCAUGCAACCAUAGCUGACAGAGGGGGAUUUUCAUGGUGUCCGUUCAAUUUGCUCCAAGGGCCUGAUCCAUCAACACUUUAUAAUCGCGAUCCUUCUGCCUUGGUCAGCAAUAAUGGCGCCAUUAGUACUGCGUUCCUAUAUAGAAUUUUGCGACAAGAAGAUCAAGUGCAGAAAACAUCGGACUUUUCACGGGCACUUUUGGUGAAACCCGUUGAUGUUGGCACACUCGACCUACCGCGAUUCAGUCUCCAUCUAAUUGAUUGUCACUAUGUUGGCGCUGUGAAUGUGGAACUCAAGCCCAGUGAUGCUAGAAUUAUUCUUGUUCGCAUUGGCCAUGUUGAAUGUCCUCCUGUUAGCACUGCUAGCCGUAUCGUGAAUAAAUAUUGGGGGCAGCCACAUUUCGCAAACGUGAUCGUCACGAAUACUCGGGAAUUAAUCCACCAUGAAGAACAGAAAAUUCUUGCAGCACUGCUGACUGUCGAUGUUGAUUACGCCUAUACCGAACUACAAGCAUUCUACAGACGUUACUCGUCUCCAUGGAGGUUCAGUUUAUCUCGUCUCAAGCAUGCAGGAAGGACUAUAAUUGCUUUCCUACUCAUAAACUACCGCAGCUAUGACCAAUCUAUCAGCGCCUACGAGAAAUCGAUCAAUGAUAUAGAGCAUAUCCAACGUAAAUUAAAAGAGAUCGAUAGGUACAUAGAUGAUCGCCAUGAGAAAUGGAACAAUAUGCGACGAGUGUUGGGUGAUAUCCGAGCCCUGAAAUCCAAGUACGAAGCAGAGAAGGAGAGAAUACAGACUGUGAAAACCAAAUGGCAAGAUUUGCUCAGACGAUUCAAACAACAGAUUAUAGCAAUAGAAGAAAAAAUCGAGCUAUAUGAAAGCUCGCAAAAUUUAUUGUUGCGUACGAAACUCCGUUUAGAGCAUCAAAAUGAGAGCUCUCAAAAGCAUAUGUCAAGCCAUCAGCACACACAACCGGAUAAUUGUGCUUCAGACCACCAUGAAGAGGAAGUCAAACAAGCCUCGGCCGUCCCGGAAUAUGGAUCUUCCCUUCAUGAACAAGUUGAUAUUGAUGUGCUAAUAGAAAUUAAAUCGCCAACAGAUGAUGUGGAGUCUCAAAUCAACCCCGGAAAGGAACUGCAGAGCCUUCAGCUCAAACAAUCAAAUUCUGGAUGCAUAGAUGGUCAUGAAUCCGGUCUUGAUUUUCUUUCUCGCUUUCGCAGAGAGCUGGAGACAUUGAGAGAACAAAAGAACGAGGUUGAAUCCGGACUCGAAGAACUAGCUGAGGGCGAAGCCUACUAUCAGGGCAUGAUCGAAACUCAACAAAAUAUGCUUCUGCGAUCUGAGCAGAUUUUGCUUCGCGAUGAAGCAGGAUUGGCCGAGAUUCAGCGUCUGCGAAAUGGUUUUGAUGACAUCUCUCGCGACCAGUCAGAUCUUGGUGAAAUACACGUACGGAUCCAGAAAAACAAAGAAACAAACAAGGAAAGGCUUGCCACUCUUGAGAGUCUUAUGUCUGAGAGUGCUUUGAGUGAUAUCGAUAAGCAGGACUCCGGCUUGAAGAAAGAUGAUGGUAGCCUUCUAUCGCCAGAAACAGUACUGAACGCAAUGGGGCACAUAGUGUCUAGCGUUGCCUCGGGGUUGUUAUCAUUUUUUGGCAACUCGUUUGGUGACGAUGAUUCAGACAAUUUGGUAUACUAG